UUUGAUUCAAAACUGUUUUAGCUUAUUAUGCAAUUAUUGUUUGAAGUAUUUCUUCUUGUCGUCUCAUUCACGAACGAUUGUCUCUAGUUGACACUCAUUUUUUUCUUCAAAUUAAAAUGUGGAAAGUGUUCGAAAUUACCUUUUUGAUUUCAAUUCUGAUAUCUACUGUAUUCUCAAGAAGUGUCACUACAGCGUACCCUGAUGACGAUUCCAUAGAAAUUCCUACAAAAAACCCAAACAGAAGCAGCCCAAACAAUGGAUUCUCAAUAUUCAGACCUGCCGAUGACGCCGUCUUCAACUUUAUCAACAAAAUCGUCAAUACCACUUACCUCUCAUCCAAAAUGGCCUUGAACAGAAUGAAAGCCCAGAGUGAAACAAGGAAAAAAAUUGAAGACGAAAUUGAAAAUUUUCUAGAAAAAUUACCAGUUGUUCCUAUUCCAUUACUAGAUGAUUUGCAACCGGUUCGUUCCUCGAAAAAUGAAAAAUAUGAGAAAUUCUGAAAAUUCGUUUCAAAAUGCAAUAUAUUAGGUGCCUGUAGAUAUGUAUAUAUAGUUUGUACUUUCGUUAUUUUUAUAGAUUAUAUUUGAAGUGAUUUAUAAA
This is a messenger RNA of Leptinotarsa decemlineata (Colorado potato beetle), 600 nucleotides long. RefSeq lists its product as uncharacterized. NCBI's taxonomy places the organism in Eukaryota, Metazoa, Arthropoda, Insecta, Coleoptera, Chrysomelidae. The record is from RefSeq and is a predicted model, not a curated record.